CGCAGCGGGAGCGCCCAGCGGAGCCCCCCGGGCCGGGCAGAGCCCCCCGGGCCGGGCAGGAUGAACAAACUCUACAUCGGGAACCUGCCCGAGGGCGUCACCGCGGCCGAGCUGGAGCGAGUGUUCACCGAGCACCGCAUCUCCUUCAGCGGCCGCUUCCUCGUCAAGGCCGGCUACGCCUUUGUGGAUUGUCCCGAUGAGCACUGGGCCAUGAGAGCCAUCGAAACUUUCUCGGGGAAGGUGGAGCUCCACGGGAAGCAGCUGGAGAUCGAACACUCGGUGCCCAAAAAGCAAAGGAGCCGGAAAAUCCAGAUCCGGAACAUUCCGCCGCAGCUGCGCUGGGAGGUUUUGGAUGGGCUGCUGGCCCAGUACGGCACCGUGGAGAGCUGCGAGCAAGUGAACACGGAGAGCGAGACCGCCGUGGUCAACGUCACCUACGCCAACCGGGAGCAGACCCGGCAGGCGCUGCAGCGGCUCAAGGGGCAGCACCUGGAGAGCCACGCCCUGCGCGUCUCCUACAUCCCGGACGAGGCGGCCGAGGGCGGGCGCGGGGCCGGGGCCGGGGGCUCCCCGGGGGCUCCCCCGAAGGCGGCGCCGCCCCCCGAGGUGCCCCUGAGGCUCCUGGUGCCCACCCAGUUCGUGGGGGCCAUCAUCGGCAAGGAGGGGGCCACCAUCCGCGGCAUCACCAAACAGAGCCAGUCCAAGAUCGACGUGCACCGCAAGGAGAACGCGGGCGCGGCAGAAAAGGCCAUCAGCAUCCACUCCACGCCCGAGGGCUGCUCGGCCGCGUGCCGGAUGAUCCUGGACAUCAUGCACAAGGAGGCCAAGGACACCAAGACGGCUGACGAGGUCCCCCUGAAAAUCCUGGCCCACAAUAACUUUGUGGGGCGCCUGAUCGGCAAAGAGGGCCGGAACCUCAAGAAGGUGGAGCAGGACACGGAGACCAAGAUCACCAUUUCCUCGCUGCAGGAGCUGACCCUGUACAACCCCGAGCGCACCAUCACGGUGAGGGGCUCCCCCGAGAGCUGCUGCCGCGCCGAGCAGGAGAUCAUGAGGAAAGUGCGCGAGGCCUACGAGAACGACGUGGCCGCCAUGAGCUUGCAAUCCCACCUCAUUCCCGGACUGAACCUGGCCGCCGUCGGGCUCUUCCCGGCCUCCUCCUCCCCGGCGGUGCCGCCGCCCCCGAGCAGCCCCCCCUUGUCCCCCCGGUCCCCGCGGUUCCCCCGGUCCCCCCGGUCCCCCCCGGAGACGGUGCACGUGUUCAUCCCGGCGCAGGCGGUCGGGGCCAUCAUCGGCAAGAAGGGGCAGCACAUCAAGCAGCUCUCGCGCUUCGCCAGCGCCUCCAUCAAGAUCGCUCCCCCGGACGCUCCGGACUCCAAGGUGCGAAUGGUGGUGAUCACCGGCCCGCCCGAGGCACAGUUCAAGGCGCAGGGCAGGAUUUACGGGAAGCUGAAGGAGGAGAAUUUCUUCGGGCCGAAGGAGGAGGUGAAGCUGGAGACGCACAUCCGUGUGCCGGCCUCGGCCGCCGGCCGCGUCAUCGGCAAGGGCGGCAAGACCGUGAACGAGCUGCAGAACCUGACGGCCGCCGAGGUUGUGGUGCCGCGGGAGCAGAGCCCGGACGAGAACGAGCAGGUGAUCGUCAAAAUCAUCGGGCACUUCUACGCCAGCCAGAUGGCUCAGCGCAAGAUCCGGGACAUCCUGGCGCAGGUGAAGCAGCAGCAGCAGAAGGGCCAGAGCCAAUCCCGGAGGAAAUAGGGAACCCCCGGAUCCCAAAUCCCGGGAAAAACCAGGACACGGCGCAGCCAGGCCGGGCUCCGAGUGCCUGGGAAUCAGCAACUGCAGGGAGACAGGGAUCGGGAAUGAGCCGGGAUC
Molecule: messenger RNA, 1872 nt
Organism: Poecile atricapillus (Black-capped chickadee)
Lineage: Eukaryota; Metazoa; Chordata; Aves; Passeriformes; Paridae
Gene: IGF2BP1
Product: insulin like growth factor 2 mRNA binding protein 1
Exons: 16
Coding region: 61-1755 (564 amino acids)
Biological process (GO): nervous system development; regulation of gene expression
Cellular component (GO): cytosol; nucleus; cytoplasm
Molecular function (GO): mRNA 3'-UTR binding
Source: RefSeq, a predicted model, not a curated record